AUGAUUAUUUUAUUACCAUUCUUGUUGGCAAAUGCAGGAUUUACCCCAUCCAGUCGUUACGGGCAUAUUGCAAAUAAUAUCGGCAACAAAAUUUAUUUUUUAGGAGGAGUAUUAGAUGAUGACACUAGUAUUUCAACUGAUUUUUUUACACUUGCACUUGAAAUAUCAAAUAUGAAUUCUUUAAACUUUGUGCAGCAAAACAUCAUUAAUUCUCCCAAGGUAGCUUUCGUAACUUCAGUGAUAAAUGAUAAGAAUUCAACAAUUUGCGUAUUUGGAAGCCCUGAUAACAAAACGUUGAAUGAUGGCUUUCUUUUUAAUAUAACGAGUAAAUCAUCAUUUUGGCAAGGUCCAUCAACAUUCAAUAAUCCAAAAGCAAGAACUAUGAAUGCUAUAGCCGAUUCAUUUGGAAAUAUUUUCAUUUUUGGUAGAUUUACUCAAACAACAAUUCCUUCUUCCCAAACAACGAUUCCUCCUUCACAACAAACAUCUAGUCAAGCUGCUCCUUCGUCACGCCCAGAAAUUCCUCCUUUACAACAAGGAUCUUUUUCUCCGCCAGGCUCAGACACUUAUCCGCCACCAGCACUUCCUCAAUGGGCAAAUGGUGGAUCAAAAUCACACCUUCAGAAACGUAUGGAUUCAUCCACUCAGCAACAGUUCCCUCAAACUCAUGUAAUGCUCAUUUAUAAUAUAAGUACGGACAAUUGGAGCUCCAUUGACGAUGACCAAUCUGAAUUACCGGCUUCUGAUUUUACUGCUACAUACAUACAAGAUUCCAAUUCCAUAAUAUACAUAGGCGGUAAAUUUAUAAAUGGAACAAUAAUACCAAUGAAUCAGAUCUGGACAUACAAUAUUUCGGAUGAGAGCUUGACACCAAAAUUAGCUACUAAUACAAAUAACAUAGUCGGUCGAUAUGGACAUUCAGCAUGUUUAGUGCAAAAUAAAAUUAUCAUUUACGGCGGAAAAUCAGAUGAACCUCUUGAUCCUAGCAAUGCUUUAGUAAUUCUGGAGAUAAAUGGUGACAAUUACAUUCUGACGAUUGCACCACAAGCUAAUGUACUUACCGCUAUUCCUUACUACCAUACGGCAACAAUUAUCGACGAUACUUAUAUGGUCGUAGCAUUCGGGAAAGAUGGCAAAAGUGAUAAAUUAACAUCGAAUACAAAUUUUAUUUCGAUCCUUAAGAUAGUCGGAGAUGAAUAUACAUGGAAAAUAUAUUCCCCAAAAAAAGGAGCAAAUAUUGGCGUUAUAGUAGGUGGUGUCAUAGGCGGAAUUUUAGCCGUUGUCCUUUUAGCAGGCCUUGCAUUUUUCUUUUAUCGCAAAAACGAUAGAAGACGCAGAAAAUCCGAAAGUUUCCAUGAAUUAAUAGCUUCAACGAGGCAAUUAUCGAUUCCACAAGCUCCAAGCUCUCGAUCACUCACAUCAAUUCCACAAAUGAAUCCAAUUCAACCGUUACAAGCUGAAAAAUCCGCUCCAGUUAUGUUGAUUCCUCCGUUAACGAACCUAAAUAUAUCAAAGUUAUCUUCGGUUGAAUCUCGCCAACCUCUUGAUUCGAGUAGUUCGGGUCCAUCUCUUUUAAGUAUACCGUUAAUUAGCACAUCGCCAUUUUAUAAACAUAAUGAAUAG
Molecule: messenger RNA, 1623 nt
Organism: Ambispora leptoticha
Lineage: Eukaryota; Fungi; Glomeromycota; Glomeromycetes; Archaeosporales; Ambisporaceae
Source: the annotation of a GenBank genome assembly